Molecule: messenger RNA, 1635 nt
Organism: Aspergillus pseudotamarii
Lineage: Eukaryota; Fungi; Ascomycota; Eurotiomycetes; Eurotiales; Aspergillaceae
Product: Ytp1 family protein
Exons: 3
Coding region: 1-1635 (544 amino acids)
Source: RefSeq, a predicted model, not a curated record
AUGGAUAUGCACACUACCCCAAGUGUCACUGCUCCAACAGCUUCCGUCUCAGCCAAUACUCAAAGCGAAGGUCCCAUGAGCUACUUCUCCUAUGGACAGCACUCCAGCACCAUUCUGGCGCACAUUGCGCUCAUGACCCUUGGCUGGUGCCUUGUUCUACCUGCGGCCGUCGUACUUAGCGUUGGCCGCUCGCGCCUAGCACUCCCGUCGCAGUUCUUGUUUCUAUUCAUUAAUACCAUUGGUCUGCUCUUUGGCAUCAUCUAUAAUCGCCAGACCCCCGAUCUGUACGAGAACAACGCCCAUCACAAAAUCGGCUGGAUCGUGACAUGGCUCAUCGGUGUGCAGGCCGUUCUGGCCUUGAUAUUUGCGUAUGCUGGUCAUGGCGAGCCCAAGCAGUCGCAAUCGAGAUCUCUCAAUCACGCCCCGUUUCUCCCUAUCGCUACGGAUGACAAUGAAUCUCUUUACGCAAGUAGAGCAAUACACGAAUACCGGUGGUCCCGCGAUAGUGGCCAGGGGACUGAACCUUUAUCGCCAUCCUGCGAGUCGCAGGCCGAGGAUGACAGCUUUGUAAAGCCUGAGGAGCUCUAUGCGAAGCCUUCUGGUCUGCGUGGCUGGUUGUACAGUUCCAAUGUCCAUCGGUUCCUCUUAAAGUGCAUGCCGGGAAUGGUAUCGAACCACGUUCUACGCAGUUUCAAUAUUGGUUAUAAUGUGAUUGAUCGGAUCAUUCUUCCCUUUGGCUUUAUUGCUAUUACCACCGGAGGUGUUACUUAUGGUGGUAUCUUCCAUGGUAACGAGGUCUUCAACGGUCUGGCACACUUCAUUAAAGGUGGAAUCUUCUUCUGGUAUGGUAUUCUCACUCUUGGUCGGUUUACCGGAGCCUGGGCAGACCUAGGAUGGGCCUGGAACAAAAAGCCCCCAGCAAGCGUUGUUGGCUGGAAGGCAAAGGUUCCCUCCGGCGAGUUUGUAGAGUCGUUCGUCAUCUGGUUAUAUGGUGUUACCAACGUCUUCUUAGAGCAUCUAGCCGGCUGGGGGGAAGAGUGGACAGCGAAUGAUUUGCAACACGUCUCAAUCUCUAUUAUGUUCUUUGGUGGUGGCCUUGUCGGCAUGCUCUUUGAAUCCCGGCGCAUUCGCGACGCGCUCAACAACAGCGUACUACGACCCCCUACCUAUGAAUCCGACACUGAUAACUGGCAGCCUCCCAAGUCACAGGGUGUUCCCCUCAACCCGAUGCCAGCUCUUAUCAUCCUUUUGCUGGGUAUGAUGAUGGGAUCGCACCACCAGGACAGCAUGACUUCGACUAUGGUGCAUAAGCAAUGGGGUAAUAUGCUCGUUGGAUUCGCGAUUGCUCGUGGAAUGACAUACAUCCUGCUGUUCCUGCGCCCACCCACCUCAUACCUCCCGGGUCGCCCUCCCACCGAGAUUGUGACUGGAUUCUGUCUUAUGUCUGGGGGGCUCAUUUUCAUGCUCAGCGCCCGCCAAGUGAUCGAAGCCAUGGAGUUUUAUAAGCUGGACGCCAUGUUCACCUUCACCGUGGGCAUGGGCUUCACAGCCUUCAUUAUGUCGCUGGUGGUUCUGGUCGUCGCAAUUAAGGCGUGGGCAGUGAGGUGCGAGAGGGGACGAAACGAGAGAAGUUGA